Tripterygium wilfordii is the source of this 2029-nucleotide messenger RNA. RefSeq names its product DELLA protein GAI-like. The record is from RefSeq and is a predicted model, not a curated record. The transcript has a single exon. Gene Ontology annotation, biological process: jasmonic acid mediated signaling pathway; regulation of reactive oxygen species metabolic process; negative regulation of seed germination. Gene Ontology annotation, cellular component: nucleus. Lineage: Eukaryota; Viridiplantae; Streptophyta; Magnoliopsida; Celastrales; Celastraceae. Gene Ontology annotation, molecular function: DNA-binding transcription factor activity; sequence-specific DNA binding. The coding region runs from base 152 to 1921 and encodes 589 amino acids.
CCUUAUCUCUUCCACUCUCAGUAUAUUCUGUUCCUUCAUUGGAACUCCCCUCCUUUUCAUCAAUUUUUUUAAAAAAAAUAAAACCCCAGAAAUAUCUGCCAUGAUCAAUUAAUCCUAUCUCCAUCAAAGGGAACGAGGAAGAUAAAUCAAUAUGAAGAGAGAUCACCCAGACCCAGAUAGUUGUGGUAAUACUAGCUAUGGCAGUAAGGGUAAGAUGUGGGAGGAAAGCCAAGAUGCAGGUGGCGUCGAUGAGUUGUUGGCGGUUUUGGGUUACAAGGUUCGGUCCUCUGACAUGGCUGAUGUGGCACAGAAGCUUGAGCGGCUUGAGAUGGUCAUGGAUUCUGCUCAAGAGGAUGGGAUUUCUCAUCUUGCUUGCGAUACUAUUCACUAUAAUCCUUCCGAUCUGUCUGGAUGGGUGCAUAGCAUGCUCUCCGAGCUCAACACUACCAAUCUUGAUCCGGGUCUGGAUCCUCUGCUUGGCCCAACGAAUUCCUCCAUUUCUCAACGGCAACAUCACUCUCGCGUUUAUCCGGAUGAUUCUGAUCUUAGUGCAAUCCCUGGUCCCGUCGUUCUCUCCCAACCUGAAUCAGAAAUUGAAAAUGGCAGGAAGAGAAUGAGAACUUCAAUUGGGUCUGAUUCUGCGGCGCUCGUGGUACCACAAAUACAAUCCUCAUCUGCUUCAACAAUUGCAGUUUCCGAUGGUACUGAUGAUUCGUCCGAAUCAGCCCGACCCGUGGUGUUAAUUGACUCUCAGGAGACAGGUGUCCGGCUGGUCCACACCCUCAUGGCUUGUGCAGAGGCAGUUCAACAGGAAAAUUUGAAGUUCGCGGAUGCACUGGUGAAGCACGUUGGGAUCCUGGCGGCUUCACAAGCCGGCGCGAUGAGGAAGGUCGCCACAUACUUCGCCGAAGCCUUGGCUCGCCGGAUUUACAAGAUUUACCCUCAAGACUGCCUCGAUUCCUCAAGUAAUGAUAUACUCCAGAUGCACUUCUACGAGAGCUGUCCGUAUCUAAAAUUCGCUCACUUCACCGCCAAUCAAGCCAUUCUCGAAGCUUUUGCAACGGCAAACAGCGUCCACGUCAUCGAUUUCGGGCUCAAACAGGGGAUGCAAUGGCCGGCACUCAUGCAAGCACUAGCAUUACGACCCGGCGGCCCACCGUCUUUUCGGUUGACGGGGAUCGGACCACCACAGCAGGAUAACACCGAUGCGCUACAACAAGUUGGGUGGAAACUAGCCCAACUCGCCGAAAGAAUUGGGGUCGAAUUCCAGUUUCGUGGAUUCGUCGCGAAUAGCUUGGCGGAUCUGGAAGCGAAUAUGCUCGAGAUCCGACCCGCAGAGGUGGAGGCGGUGGCGGUUAACUCGGUAUUCGAGCUUCACCCCUUACUCACUCGUCCCGGUGGGAUUGAGAAGGUACUUUCAUCAAUGAAAGCCUUGAAACCCAAAAUCGUUACCGUGGUCGAACAAGAAGCGAACCACAACGGUCCGGUUUUUGUAGACCGGUUCACGGAGGCACUGCAUUAUUACUCGAGCUUGUUUGACUCGUUGGAGGGGUCGUCCGGGUUGGCGGCGCCGAGUCAAGACCUGGUAAUGUCGGAGUUAUACUUGGGGAGACAGAUAUGCAACGUGGUGGCAUGUGAAGGGCCGGACCGAGUUGAACGACACGAGACGUUAACUCAGUGGCGGAGUCGGAUGGAAUCGGCGGGGUUCGAGGCGGUUCAUUUGGGAUCGAACGCUUUCAAGCAAGCAAGCAUGUUGUUGGCUCUGUUCGGUGGCGGUGAUGGGUACAGAGUGGAAGAGAAUGAUGGGUGUUUAAUGCUGGGGUGGCACACACGGCCGCUUAUCGCCACCUCCGCUUGGCAACUCCAUAACGAGUCAAGCGAGUUGAGCGGACUGACUCAACAUAACUCGUCUACUUUUUAAUCUGAGUUGAGAGCGGGGUUAAAAACCAGUUGUGAAAUUCCAGUUUUUGUUACCCUUCUACCUCUUGCUCUUUUACACUAGUCAACUCCUGUUUUUUUUUUUUUUUUU